GACAUAUUCCACAAGCACGUCAUCACAGCAGACUUUGGCUCAGGCGGAGUCGUGGUUCCAGAAUUGCAAGCAUAAUCAUGAGAAGUGCAAAGAAGUUGCCACAGAUCCGAGAUGGUAUCCGACACGCCUCAUUGAAAUCGGUCCAUUGAAUGCAUCGAAAUUCGUCUGCCGCAUAAUCAAUACCGACGAUGAAGCUCCUGAUGGCCCCUACAUGACUUUGAGUCAUUGUUGGGGAAGCACAAAUAGUCUCAUUCUGACCAAGAGCAACGCCGCCCAGCUUCUUGAGGGCAUUUCUUCAGAGAAUCUACCACGUCUUUACCGAGAUGCAGCUUAUGUUGUUCGGAAACUCGGUGUACGAUACCUCCGGAUCGAUGCUCUUUGUAUCAUCCAAGCGGGAGAUAACUUGGCCGACUGGCAACACGAAUCGGUCCUCAUGGAUAAGGUGUACUCACACGCAUUCUGCAACCUGUCCGCUCUGUCUGCACUGGACAGUACACAUUCCCUAUUUUAAUGAUCGUGAUACCGAUGCCUGCCGACUACCACUUAUUCACCAAGCUAUAAGAGGCCAGGCAACCCCAGCCUCUUUGGUCGAUGGACUUUUCUGGGCGGAAGAGGUUAGGCGAGGACAUGUCAACACGAGGGCAUGGGUACUUCAAGAACUCCUUCUUUCUCGACGAGUUUUGUUUUUCGGCGAGCGCCAGGUGUUUUGGGAUUGCCGGUCCGGUCGUGCGGCCGAGAUAUGGUUAUUAAAUACUCCCGUCGAGGAUUCCUACGAAGGUCCCCGCAUCGAGGAUCUCCAGCUUGACCACGGCAGAACCCGCGGAGAGGCGGAAGACACACGAAAAGCAUACGACUGCUGGUCCAAUAUCGUCUCCACGUAUACUCGCUGCAAUAUCACGUUUCCUAGCGACAGAAUGAUUGCUCUCUCUGCAGUGGCAAAGGAGAUGAAGGAGGUGCUCGGAGAUGACUACAUCGCCGGCAUGUGGCGUCGCUAUUUGGAGUCAGAACUCCUUUGGAGAGUGCUUACUGUGCCUGACUCUCCUAGCUCGCUGCCUAAGACCUAUAGGGCUCCGAGUUGGUCUUGGGCCGCCGCAGACGGUGCGGUCAUAGCAGGCUGGCCCUAUACACGCAAUAGUCCGCUCAUCGAGGUUGAGGAUUUCCAUAUCGAAUACGUCACUGGCGACAAAACCGGCCUAAUCUCCGGCGGAUGGCUACGUCUAUGGGGUAAAUUGAAGCCAAUGAAACUUUUCCGUUACGAAGGGCCGCGCAGCAGGGACAAUGACCAUGAUGGCCAAGUCUGGAACAUAGUCGUCAACGGGCUGAACACCAAAGAGGGGCAGGUCCAAAAUGUCGUUGAGCUGGAUAUGUUCCAUAACAACUUCGACGAACAGAACAAUAAGUCUUUUCUAUACUGCAUGCCAGCUAAGUGGCAUGAGGUCGGAGUGAUUGACUCUGAAACUCGCGAGGUAAGUGGCAAGAUGAGUAUGUACGAACUUUCGUUGUUAUUAUUCGAGUUACAAGAUAGCGAAGGACAACUCUUUAGACGCCUUGGAAUUGCUCGCAUUUCAGUUGGAUCGACAAAGGAAGACUUUGUGAUUCAGCAAGAAGGAGAGAGCGGAUAUCCUUGUGA
Molecule: messenger RNA, 1630 nt
Organism: Colletotrichum phormii
Lineage: Eukaryota; Fungi; Ascomycota; Sordariomycetes; Glomerellales; Glomerellaceae
Exons: 1
Source: RefSeq, a predicted model, not a curated record